UUCAUUCGAUGUAAUAUUUGCCUUUCUCUAGCAAUUAUUUCAUUAGGCGGGCAUUUGAAAUUGAAUUCGAAUUUUUUGGUUAGAGGCCCAAUUGGGGUAUGUGUGUUGGUGUUUAUUUGAUAAUAAUACACUUAAUUGAAGGCGAAAAUCUGGAGAGUCUUGUGUAGGAUCGUUACACUGGUCAAGAUUCAUAAAUCGUUAUAAUUGGUAGUUAGUGUUUUGCAUUUUGCAUUUUGCAUUUUGCAUUUGUUUCAAAUUUUCUGCAACAAUAUACUUGAAUUAUGUUACUAAUUUAUUUUUGCAUCCAAUGUUGGUUUACCACCAAAUUCUUGCUGACUUGGCGGCCAGAAUAGUUGACGUGUCACAAUCAGCCGAUGAAGCGAACGACGGCGUUUUCUUUUAAUAAAACAUCGUUGUUUUAACUUAAUUUACAGAGUAUAGUUUGAUUUAGGGUUCAAAUCCCCUUAAUUGAUUUAGGAUUUUAAGGUUCAAACAAGGGUUUUACCAUCUCUCGAAUCUCCUCCCUCAUCAGUGGCGAACAACUCAAAUAGCUUGAUAUCCCAUUUGCUCUUCUCCAUUGAUGCCUUACCCAUCCACGACACGGCAUUGUGGGCGGCAUGAACGGCAAAACGCAGGCUCCCGCAUUGCCAGGGGCUGAGCCUUGGGUGUCUCGGAAUAUUAUAGUUGUACAUGAAUUCACAGGGGGCGUCGGGCAAGUUAAUAGGAGAUUUCGAAAUUCCUAAUGGCAAUAGUCUGACAGUCGUUGCCAGACCGAAUUUUCUGAUAGGCUUGUAGUAUUUUGGGUCUGAAUUUUGGCGGCACUCGAAUUUUAAAGGCACAUCAUAAAUUAAAUUGCCACGUUGUCAAGUUAGUUCACUGGCUGCAAAAACAAAUUAGUAACAUAAUUCAAGUAUGUUAAGAUAGAAAAUUUAAAAUAAAUGCAAAAACAAAAAUAGUUAAGGUAUUUAGGGGCAUUAUCCCCUUAAAUAUAUUAUGAGCUUUUUUCUUAUGAACAGUUUCGGGAAAAUUGAGUAUACAUACUUCCUAGUAACUAGUUUAGAUAUAUUCCUUUCAAAAGAAAAUAACUAGUUUAGAUAUAAUUUCUGUAAACUUUUAUUUCCUCCAUCCUCGAUCGGUUCGGGUUCGGUUACCCGUACCCGAAUUUUCGGUUACCCAAGCCCAAAAUUACCAUAUUUCACUAAUCGUUCCCGAACCGUUUUAGAUGUUCGAUUACCCCCAAAUAACCGCUACCCGAUUCGGUUAUUUGGGUAUCCGAAAUACUCAUUUGAAAAAUUAAAAUUCAAAUAAUUUGUUAGAUAGAGGAUUCUUAUACUUUAAAUAUAAACUUCAUCAUCAAAUAUAAAAGCUUAGUUGUUUUAAGUCCUCUGAAAACAUAUGCUUUUAUAUACUCCUUUCAUAUAUUGUAAGCUUGUUAAUAUUCGGAACAAAUUAUGUUCUCAUAAAUUAAUUACUAUGACACGAGAUUAAAUUGUGAACCCUAAUUAUUUAGUAGAUCAUAUAUAUGAUUCAUAUAUUAUCAAUUUUGGUAUGAAUUCAGUUGACAUAAAUAUACAUGUUUUACAAAAAUGUUGCAAAAUCAGUUUAAUAGAUGCUAUCAACUCAAAUAGUAGUCAGACACAUGCAUAUAUCUAUUCAUACAUACGUACAUGCUACACAAAUAUGAUUAUCAUAGAUCUAAACCCCCGUGUCAAACGUUAGAGCAUCAAAUUAGCUCCAACAGAGGAACAAACCUCGGACUCACACUGCCACCACAUCUCAUCUUUCUUCUUCUCAAACCUCAAAACAAAUCUAGACAGAUCAAAGCUUCCCAAGAAAAAAAUGGGAAAGAAGAUCGCAAUGUUCCCAUGGUUUGCAAUGGGGCAUCUGACCACAUUUCUUCACAUCUCCAACAAACUCGCGCAGAAAGGCCACCGAAUCUUCUUCAUCCUCCCUCCCAAAACCCAAUCCAAACUCAACCAGUUCAAUCUCCACCCCGACCUCAUCACCUUCAUCCCCAUCACCCUCCCCCACGUCGACGGCCUCCCUCCUGGGACCGAGACCACCGCCGACGUCAUCUUCCCCAUGUACUCGCUCCUCCGCCGCGCCAUGGACCUCACCGAGCCCGCCCUCAAGGCCCUUCUUCAAGACCUUCAGCCUCACCUCGUCUUCUUCGAUUUCUCCCACUGGCUUCCCGCCUUGGCGCGGAGCUUGGGCAUCAAGUCGCUGCUCUACUGCAUCAUCAGCCCCGCCGCGGUCGCUUACCUCUUCCGCGACGAGCCCGCAGCCGAGGAUUACAUGCGGCCCCCGCCGGGGUUCCCUCCCUCGUCCGCGAUCAGGCUCUACGCCAACGAGGCGCGCACCGUGGAUGCCGUCAACAACAUGGAGGAGUUUGGGACCCCGAUGAAGUUCGUGCAGCGCGUGAUCAUGGCGGCCGAGGAGUGCGACGCCAUGGGAUUCAAAUCUUGUAGAGAAAUGGAGGGCCCCUAUCUCGAUUUUCUUGAGAAGAGAUUCAAGAAACCGGUUCUUUUAGCAGGCCCGGUUUUGCCCGAACCGCCUGCUUCGGGCCUAGACGAGAGGUGGGUGAAAUGGCUGGACCAAUUCGGGCCGAAAUCGGUGAUUUACUGUGCCUUUGGGAGCGAGGCUAGGUUGAAACGGGAGCAGUUUGAGGAGCUGUUGGUGGGAUUCGAACUGACGGGGCAUCCGUUUUUGGCAGCGCUGAAGGCGCCGAUGGGGGCGGAGACGGUGGAAGAGGCGCUGCCGGAAGGUUUUAGGAGCAGGACUGGGAAGAGAGGAGUUGUGGAGGGAGGGUGGGUUCAACAGCAGUUGAUCUUGUCUCAUCCCGCGGUGGGGUGCUUUGUGACGCAUUGUGGGUGGGGGUCCAUCUCGGAGGCGUUGAUCAACGAGUGUGAGAUGGUGCUGAUGCCGCAUGUGGGCGAUCAGUUGAUCAAUGCAAGGUUGAUGGGGGGAGAUUUGAGAGUGGGGGUGGAGGUCCACAAGGGAGAUGAAGAUGGAUUGUUUAGUAGAGAGGGUGUGGUGAAGGCAAUCAACUUGGUCAUGGAUGGGGAGACUCAGAUUGGGAAGGAGAUUAGGGCAAAUCAUCGUAAGUGGAGGGAUUUCAUGUUGAGGAAAGGCCUUGAGGAUUCUUACAUCCAUGAAUUUGAUCACAAAUUGCAUACCCUUUUACACUAGUCGUAUCAUGGAGAAACUUCUCUAGCUAGGUGUCUCCUUUUCCUUUUCUUUUUUGUCAAUCCAUGAGUACUUUCUUUCUUCAUUUUCAUGAAGCGACGACUAGUCUUGUAGCCCGUGCGAUGCACAUUUAAGAAAGAUAUUCUCUCUAUUUAUAAAAAUUAGUCAUAGUAAGAAAUAGUACGAAUUUUAAUAAAAAUAGUUAUUGUAUUGUGAGUGGAGAAAGAGUCCCACUUAAA
This is a messenger RNA of Salvia miltiorrhiza (redroot sage), 3425 nucleotides long. Its product is annotated as cyanidin 3-O-galactoside 2''-O-xylosyltransferase FGGT1-like. Gene Ontology annotation, molecular function: UDP-glycosyltransferase activity. The coding region runs from base 1840 to 3189 and encodes 449 amino acids. The record is from RefSeq and is a predicted model, not a curated record. The transcript has a single exon. NCBI's taxonomy places the organism in Eukaryota, Viridiplantae, Streptophyta, Magnoliopsida, Lamiales, Lamiaceae.